Molecule: messenger RNA, 834 nt
Organism: Cynara cardunculus var. scolymus (artichoke)
Lineage: Eukaryota; Viridiplantae; Streptophyta; Magnoliopsida; Asterales; Asteraceae
Product: pre-rRNA-processing protein TSR2-like
Exons: 5
Coding region: 63-647 (194 amino acids)
Biological process (GO): maturation of SSU-rRNA from tricistronic rRNA transcript (SSU-rRNA, 5.8S rRNA, LSU-rRNA)
Cellular component (GO): nucleus
Source: RefSeq, a predicted model, not a curated record
UUUCCUGCCGCGCCAACYCUUCCUCAUCACAGUUUUGCAGGGGUKUAGUUGGGGAAUUUGCAAUGGUGGUGCCUGCUCAGCUCACAGCKGAGGCUGUUAAUCAGCUUAGAGAAGGUAUUGAUCUGCUUCUUGCUCGAUGGAGUGCACUUCAGAUGGCUGUUCAGAAUGAAUGGGGUGGACGUGACACUAGACAGAAAGUCCAACAACUUGCUGUUGAUAUUUAUCACUGGCUAAUCAGACCUACUGAGGCAUUAUAUGUCGAUGAUUUGGAGAAUGUUCUUGAUGAUUUUAUGCUCUCUCUUAAUACCGAGAUUGAUGAUGGCAGCAUUGAGGAGAUAGCGGAGAAUCUAAUGAUCAUGCAUGAAGAAUGUUUGGAAGGUAAUUUUGUUUCAAUUGAAAGACUAAGGCAAUCUGCUCCUCAAAACGGUGCUAUCCACCGCUUGCAGGUUGUCAAUGGUGGUGAAGAUGACUCGGAUUCGACCUCAACUUCAGGGGACGAGUCAAUGGAGAUGGCCGAUGAUCUUGACCCAUCUCCAAACAUGACAGAUACAACUCUUGGGGAGCCAACACGGGCACAAGCACCAACGGUUGAUGCGGAUGGCUGGACCGUAGUCUCGUCUAGGAGAAACAGAGGCAGCGGGCGUUAAUAUUUUGUUUUAAUAACAUAUAUUUAUAGAAUUCAAGUUUGGGAAAAGAUCAUGCUUCUAUUACAAGUAUGUGGUGCUUUUAAGUUGGUUCUUUGUUUGUGAGCUUUAUUUUGCUGUAUUAUUUGGUUGUCAUUGUGUAUCAUGAUGCAUUUAACACUACAUUUAUAUAAUUUUGACAAAGCAUUGA